Molecule: messenger RNA, 1551 nt
Organism: Prosopis cineraria
Lineage: Eukaryota; Viridiplantae; Streptophyta; Magnoliopsida; Fabales; Fabaceae
Product: probable prolyl 4-hydroxylase 12
Exons: 7
Coding region: 205-1134 (309 amino acids)
Biological process (GO): peptidyl-proline hydroxylation to 4-hydroxy-L-proline
Cellular component (GO): endoplasmic reticulum
Molecular function (GO): iron ion binding; L-ascorbic acid binding; procollagen-proline 4-dioxygenase activity
Source: RefSeq, a predicted model, not a curated record
AAAUCUACCCUCAAAAUAAGAUUCUCCUCACAAAGGAAACUUGGAAUUAAAGUGAAGAACUUUCGAGAUGUCAAUUAAUUUGCCCGAAGCAAUUGAAAUCCAACGCGAAUCAUAAAUCGUGUUUCAGGUUUGAAGAUAGAAUUGCAUUAUUUCUCUGGUGUUGAUCCUAUUUCUACCUGGGCCUUUUCUUUCCUGCCAUUGUUAAUGGCGUCCCUCAUCACUGUGUUCUUGCUUUCUCUGUUUGCCUGCUACCUUGGAAGCUUUUUUGCGGAAAGCCGGAAGGGAUUAAGGAGUAAGGAAUUGAGCCAGAAAACUUUUUUACAAUUGGAGCACUCAGUUUAUCCCAACAGAAUUGACCCAACGCAUGUUCAUCAGCUCUCUUGGCGACCAAGGGUCUUUCUCUACGAAGGUUUUUUGUCAGAUAAGGAGUGUGACUACCUCAUUUCCUUGGCACAAACUGUGAAAGAAAAAUCCUCAGAGGUGGAUCGUCAUUUAGAGGGAGAUGUAAUGAACCAGAAGCUUACCUCAGAUACUUUGUUGACCACGGAAGAUGAUAUUAUUGCAAGGAUUGAAGAAAGAAUUUCACUUUGGACUUUCCUUCCUAAAGAGAACAGCAAGCCUAUGCAGGUCAUGCAUUAUGGACUUGAAAGGGCCGGACAAAAUUACAACAUUUUUAACAAAUCCGACUUGGAGUUGAGCGGAUCCUUGAUGGCCACAGUUGUUUUAUAUCUCUCAAAUGUCACUCAAGGGGGCCAAAUUCUCUUCCCUGAGUCAGAGCCCAAGAGUGCAAGCUGGUAUGACUGUAGCAGUGAUGAUAGCUAUCUGAAGCCGAUCAAAGGGAGUGCAAUUCUUUUUUUCUCUCUUCACCUUAGCGCAUCUCCUGAUAAAAGUAGCUCACAUGCUAGAUGCCCUGUCCUUGAGGGUGAAAUGUGGUCUGCGACUAAAUUCUUCUAUGCCAGACCGGCUGGUGGGGAGAAGAUCUCAUCCUCAUUAUAUGGUGGUAAUGAAUGUACUGAUGAGGAUGAUAAUUGUGCCACCUGGGCUGCCAUGGGAGAAUGUCAAAGAAAUCCUGUAUAUAUGAUUGGUUCUCCUGAUUACUUUGGCACGUGCAGGAAAAGCUGCAAUGCAUGUUGAUCAGAAUUUGAAUUUUCAACUUCUGCUCAUAGAUUCGUUUUGCCCUAGAGCUUCUGCGUACACCUCCCUCUGUUUGUCCUUUUUCACCCAAGGUUAUGAGAAGUAUAUGUGGAGUUAUGCGUGUUAUAUAUCAUGUCAAGAAAUUUUAAGCUGCACAGGAGCAUAGUGUCAAUGAAACUCACAAAGAAUAGGUGUUUUCAAGUGAUGGGAUUUACUUUCAGUUUUAAUAAACUUCGUGCGUCUUCCUUUGGUGCGAGGCAUACAAUCUUAGAAUUUCUUUUGUUAUAUCGCAAUGUAAGUUCAAAUUUUGGAAGAGCACACUGAUGUUGAAAUUAGGUCUUUUGCAAUCAUAUGCAUUUCCAGAUAUUAUCAAUGCAAGAUAAUGAGAUUGUUUGUUUGCUUGUUGUAUCUGUCGAA